Messenger RNA from Pisolithus orientalis, 881 nucleotides. Its product is annotated as thioredoxin-like protein. Gene Ontology annotation, molecular function: protein disulfide isomerase activity; protein-disulfide reductase activity. The coding region runs from base 138 to 821 and encodes 227 amino acids. The record is from RefSeq and is a predicted model, not a curated record. The transcript has 9 exons. Lineage: Eukaryota; Fungi; Basidiomycota; Agaricomycetes; Boletales; Pisolithaceae. Gene Ontology annotation, biological process: response to endoplasmic reticulum stress. Gene Ontology annotation, cellular component: endoplasmic reticulum lumen.
GUGCGAAGGACGGUUCACAAAAUUGCCACGUCAGACAUAACGGAUUUCAGCAUGGAUUCCCCUUCGCUCCAACUUGAACGUUUCCUCGCUCAAGUUGAUUCCUGGUAGUAUCAACCUUUUAUAGUGGACUAUAAACAAUGCUUCUUCCCUCGUUAAUAUGUCUACUAAUGACGCUGCCGGCGUUGGUAUCGGCCGCCAUCUUCCCACCAAAUACUAAGGUCAAGAUGCUGGAUACCAAGGGAUUCAAAAGGGCCAUGAGGAGCAACCGCACGGCCGUAGUCGCGUUUGUUGCUCCAUGGUGCGGGCAUUGCCAGAGGAUGGCCCCGGAAUAUAGCAAGGCUGCGGGAAGCCUCAACCCGCUUGUGCCAUUCUACGCGGCCUUGUGUGCCCAACAGGAAGUGCAAGGAUUCCCGACUAUCAAAGUAUUUCCUCGGGGUGGCCAAUUGCCUGCGCAAAAAUACGAGGCCGGUGAACGGACAGAGAACAAUUUUGUGAAGGUUUUUAAAGAAACAAAUGACGUGGAUGAAUGGCUCGGAAAGACAAGUGAUCUCCCUCGUGUGAUCCUCUUAAACAAAGACAAGAAAUUCCCGUUCCUCUGGCAAGUCCUCGCCAACAAUUACUACAAGAAGAUCGCGUUUGGCCAUCGCAGUGAUGCGGAUGAGGUUUUUGCAGAGUCAUUAGGAUUUGUGGCUGUAUAUCCCGCGGGAUCCCAAGGGGGAACAAGUUUGAAGUCAUUAUCCAAGUUCUUUAGGUCGAUAGUGGAUGGGACGGCCGACUUCUUACAAGAGUCGGUCAGACCUCCUGUCAAAGAUGAACUUUAGUUUUCUCGUAAUUGGUUAAUGACACCAGAAUCUCCUGGCAUUUCUUAUCAUUCCCUGGGC